This is a messenger RNA of Anopheles bellator, 4276 nucleotides long. RefSeq names its product PTB domain-containing adapter protein ced-6-like. The coding region runs from base 502 to 2754 and encodes 750 amino acids. The record is from RefSeq and is a predicted model, not a curated record. The transcript has 11 exons. Lineage: Eukaryota; Metazoa; Arthropoda; Insecta; Diptera; Culicidae.
CCGUGUCAUCGCCGUGCCAAGAUCUCCAGUGGAACAACGGUUUUCUUGUCCCCCGAACCCCGGAGCGUCCCGAAACCGAGGUUCGCAGCAGUGCAUUGUGCAGCGUGAUCGUACGCGUGCGUGCGUGAGUGUGUGUGGUGCGUGUUAAGUGCGCCAAGUGCGUCAGAUCGUUUCUCCACGCCAAAGGCACUGUGCUUGUGUGUCCAAAGUGCCGUAGCAGCCGGUCGUUGUGUGCGCUCUCCGUCAGCAGUGUUAGAAUCGCACGGCUCGCCCCUAUUGGUUCUGUACGGCGGAAGCCCCCCCGGGAAGCUCGCAAGCCACGACGACAACAACGAUCCGAAGGGGUCUACUUCACAUCCACCUCGGAGAGCGGUUCUCAAUCACGGCUGCCCCUGCAAGUCAAGCUUGAAGUUCUUUUGCGUGCCACGAUCAUCUAGAACGCGCAGCGCUCAGAACCGUACAGUCGCGAGGAGACCGUGCCGCGGUCCGGUAACAGUAAUCAUGGCCUCGACGCUAAUGUUCUGGAACAAGCAGAACUCCAGCUCCGGCCAGAACGGGAGCAGCGAUGCCAAGAACACAAAGAACGGCCGCAACUGGCUGCACGCCCCGGAUGUGCUCGUUAACGGGCACGUCGCCUAUCUAGUCAAAUACCUCGGUAGCACACCCGUCGAGCAGCCGAAGGGCAUCGAAGUGGUGAAGGAAGCGAUCCGGAGGCUGCAAUUCACACAGCAGAUGAAGAAGGCCGAGGGCGGUGGCAACGUGAAGACGAAGAAGGUCGAAAUUACCGUCAGUGUCGAUGGUGUUGCAAUACAGGAACCACGAUCGCAAACGAUCAUGCACCAGUUUCCGCUGCACAAAAUCUCCUACUGCGCGGACGAGAAGGGCGUGAAGAAGUUCUUCAGCUUCAUCGCGAAAACGAGCUGCAACAGCAGCGCGCCGAGCACCGUCUCGUCGAUCAGCUCGGUCGGAGACGAUACGAUGAGCGGUUCCACCAACUCGAACGGCACCAGCAGCAACGGAAGCAGCGAGGAUCGGCACGAAUGUUUCGUGUUCAUCUCGAACAAGCUGGCCUCCGACAUUACGCUGACCAUCGGGCAGGCGUUCGACCUUGCGUACAGGCGUUACGUCAGUGAUAGUGGCAAGUCGCUCGAAGCAACCAAACUGCUCGCACAGAAGAAGCAACUCGAGCACACGAUCACCGCCUAUCGCCAGCGGUUGAAGGACCUCUCGGAGUUGGUCUUGAAGGCGGACCUCGAAAAGCUGCUACUGCGCCUGGGGGUGCGAGACAUCUGCGAGGUGCCGCCGGCCGAGAACGGUGUCGAUGGCCACACCACCCACAAUGGUAGCAAUAUGAACAACAACAACAACACCGUCAACGGAAGAAAAACGCCCGAUCUGGGUAUCGACGUUUCGUUACCGAACAAUGAUGACCAGCUGCUAAUCGAAACGUCACCGAAGCACUUUGCGCCGAUCGUGCCACCGAGAAACAUCCAGAACCAGAUCAACAGCACACUGGAAGCAUUCAAGCCGUCGGUCGGCACCAAGCUCGAGGGGCUGCUGCUGAACUCGGACUCGGACAGUGACUUUGAUCCGCGCGCUCCGGACAACGAUGAUGGCUCGAUGACGGCAUCGACGGCCGGGACGAUGGGUGGCGGCAACAAGAUUAGCAACGAUCUGUUCGGCUUCGAGCCGCCGAAACCGUCCAACGCCGCUACGCUCGGCCAGCAGCUGUUCGGUAGUAGCAAUGGCCACAGCGCCACCAAUGGGUUCACCAAUGGCACCAACGGGGCAUCCGUGACGAACGGCUUCGGUCAAGCCCCAACUAGCCCUCCUCCGAUACUGGCUCCUCCACCGGCAAAGUCUGCGCCGCGGCGAACGGCAGCUCCGCUGACGAACGGCAACGGGACGAGCGGUGCGUACCAGGAUCUGUUCGGAUCGGCACCCUUCAAUCCGCAAUCGAAUGACGAUUCGGCCUUCGUGGAGGACGCGUCGUUUAAUAGUGGCGCGUGCAUGGGUGAUUCAACGUACGCCAUCAACGCGAACGCCAGCGGGAGCUUCUCCGAUGAGGUUCGCGUGCUGGCAAACAAUUCCCACAAGCUGGACACAAUUCUUGCGCACGGUCCAGAAGAUCUCGGUGGAGUCGGUGCCGGGGUCGGCGCUGGGGCCACCACGCAUUUGACAUCAAAAUUGAAUCCCUUCGCCGCGGCCAUCGGCGGUGGAACGGCGAUUGGAGCGGUGCUGCGCGCGGGCAAUCCUUUGACCGCCGUCCAGCACCACCCGGUCACGGCGUACGAUGUGUUUAAGAACCCUAACGACCGGGAACGGUUAACGAACGGUACGGUACCACAGGUGGUCACUAGCGGCGGGUGCACUGGGGCCAUUAAUGAUCAUGCAAAUGGUACCACUAACACUCACGGCACGGGAAUCAUUCCAUCAUUGGCGGGAGCGGGAGUGUCUCAUGAUCCGCUGACCUCGGAGGCACGGUUCGAGGACUUUGCUCAGACGGCGUUCAAUGAGUUCAAACGGGAUCUGAGCGUUAACACGCGACCGGUGCCGAGGGGUCGAUCUUCGAUCGGCACGAUCAAGCCACCGUUAGUCACUGUCCCAUCCAUCACUAACACUGGCGGUGCUGUGGAGGGUGCUUAUCGCUUGGCCAGUGGGCCAAUGGUGCUCCAGCCGGACACGAAGACGAGCAAGAACGGUUUCUUUAGCUCCGACGACGUGCUCGAUACGUUCGAUCCGCUGAAGAAGUAAACCCGAUCGAUCGAACCCCUGGCUCCUGGCAGUCCCGUUCCGGUUCCAUUCUUCGCAGUCUUUCGCGCGCCAAUGCGGGCCAUUUUUAGGGGUCCCACCAUUUACAGCAGUAGAAUCCGGAGGUGCACACUGUGCGGACAAUUGGUUAGCAAAUAUGUGUUUAUUUUUGUUAGUUUUGUUUGGAUGAGGAAUGAACGUGUUGGACAUGAAGCGAGGAUAGCGUGAAAGAUCGAGGCAGCGAGAGAGAUGUAGAGAGAACAGAGAGAGAGAGAGAGAGAAAGGAAGAGAAAACAAACGUAGAACGUGUAGAUUGCGAGGUAAAAGAAUGUAAUUUGUUACUGUAAUUGUACGUCAUCUCUAGUGUUAGUAGCUCAACUGUGAGUUUCCAUAUUUUGCUUUUGCCUUUACUCGUCCGCUUUCCGCUUCCCGUAGCCAGCCCGGUGCCCUCCUCUGCAAGGUACUUCCGGCAGACAUAUUCAGCCUUUUCUAAACUGUUUCCCAAACCGUCGUAAGGAAGUAAUGUUAAGCGGUGCUAGCGAACUAGCGAAUGGCUGUUCGAGAGGUGGCGUGAAUAAUCUAUGUGAGGGCAGGGCCCCGCUGAAUCUAAUCUGACCGUUAGCAGUUCUCAGACCCGUUCGGCAGCGACAAUAAAAACAGCGGAAAGCAAGUAAAGUAAGUAUUACCACUGACAAAAUUUAAAUAACGACACCUCAGCCUCUCCUCAUCGCGCUCCGGCUUGAAUAACUUUCCAAAAUGGCAGCCUUAAAAGUGGACAAACAUGAAGAUGAUCCCUUAGAGAUCCGUCAGCAGUCGGUUUCUCUGUAAAGUCUGUGGUGAAAUUGUGUCGAACGUAAACAUUCCUUCCCGAUUUCUCGAUGAACCGAGCGCCAUGGGCCCUGAACUAUCAUUCCAUAUACCAUUUAAUAAGAAAUGUGUUUUUCGACUUUCCUUAGCUCGAUUGGGACAAGAAAGCUUCACGAGGGAGUUUUCGAACCAGGCAGGAGGCUGCCUGUCCCCAUUGCAGGUCACUCAUUCGAUUGAUUUUUCUUGGUACGUUUUUGUUUUGAGUGAAAAAAAUGAUCAUUUGGACGAUGCAAAAUAGAUCGGCUACCGAAUCUCGGUGGCGAUCAGACUCCGCAACGGGACCGCAAUUAUGUUGUUAUUGAAAAAUGUGAAGUGAAAGGAACUCACCUACCAAUAAACACGUAUGCAAUAAUGCUGUUAGUGUAAGUUUGUGAACAUGAUCUACGUUGUUAGCAAGAGGUGCAUAAAAGGUGGGAAAGUUUUUGCUAACUUGCGAAAGAACAUAUUGGAAUCGUACGAUCGUGUUUUUUUAUAAUAAGAUUCACAACCCGGUUCGCCUCGGUCGGCAUGUAAACAAGCAAUCAUAAAACAGAGAGAGGUUUAAGCAAGAAAUUUUAGGGCCAUUGUUAUCGUAUAUGAGUAAACAUAUCAACUAAAUAUAUAUAUAUAUGUAUACCUAAAAUUAUGCCAAUAGAAAGUGUAACAAAAUAAAGAAAAA